AGGUUCCGAUCUAUUUAUAAGUAGGUGGUAAAUUCCAGUACCCGUGCAUGCCACCGCGCCCCGAUGAUCGCGUCUGGCUUGAUUGCUCUUGUAUUGUUAUCUAUGAAUGUAUCUAUUAUAUCUCAAGCUCCAAGAGUUAUUGUUUCUAGUUUUGCAUGUGUCAUUUUUCUCUGAUCAUUUUCCUCGGUUGACACGUAUGUGAUAUUCUAAGAAUUCAUAUUUCUAUUGUACUACAUUCCUCAUUGAUUGUCGGGAGGACUCGCCUAUUUUCGUCCGGGUUUAUCGUGUGAGACAUAUUUGUUUCUUGUCAUUUUUGUUGGUUCUCGAUAGGUGCAUGCUCAUUAUUUUUGGAAUCUGAGUGUGGAGACAAAAUGGAACCUGCAGGCGGUUCUCACCAUCAGCAAUCGAGCGAGCAGGUGUCACCGCGUGGUGGACGAAGUAAGAAGAGCUCUUUUGUCUUGAAGCAUUUCCAACGCUCGCCCAGAAAAAGACCACCGCAGUUGCACAUUUUGAAUUCACCCAGAACCCCGGCCGCUAACUCACCCACGGGUUCCGCUGACCGUCUCAAUGCAGCUCAAGUACUUGCUGGUUUGUGCGCACAUCAGACCUCGUAUGUCCCUGCUGAUGGAUCCGGAUGUGGACGUGCUACUUCUCUAUCGCCUAGUGCGGGCUCCAGUAAGCUGAGUUCUUUGCCUCUUGGUCAACAGAGCGGCGGUGUGCGAAGUGCGGCAUUAGCUUCGGCUGUGGGCCGCAAAAGUCCGAGGGACUUCUUGAUGCAGCCGAGCCCGCGACGAGUCGGAGAGGAGAAAGGUGGAAGCAGUAGCACAUGGGCCACGACGAGUGGCCACAGCAAGACGAAUGCGGGAACGGAUUCGCAGUUUGGAACGCCCUCUCAAUUCUUAUUUCGCUCGUCGCCAUUGGCGGGGAGUCAGCGGCGGCGGCGUUCAGUUCGUAGUAAGACUAAAGGAGCGACGCAGACUGGAGGCGCUGGUGAGCAUGGUGGCCACGACAGACACCAUCAAGGUGGGGGUGGAGACCAGCCAAAAUCGGACCGUACUCGAGAAGCGCGUAUAGAUGCCUGGCUUCGGCGCGACUACGGCGGCUUACCUGUCAUCUUCCGUGGCGACGAUCCCGGAACGGGAAAGGAUAUGGUAAAGAAAGAGAGCAAAAAUCGUGGCGGUCAAACUCCGCGAAGUCGCAGUUCUUCCGUGUCAGGGCGCGGAUCAGACGACGAAGUUCGCAUAUUGAAAAAUUUGCAGUCGCUUGUGGAGCACCAACAAGAGUGGCGAAAACGUCAAGAAAGAAAACGUUCGAAAUCACCCAAGAAUGCUACUGGUGGGCCAGCAGGGACCGGCUCAGGAUCGGCAGCCAACUCGAGAGCAGGCACUGCACGCGAAGGGCGAGGCAGGGAUCGUGACCGGCGUGCAAAUAUCCCAGUCACUGUGUCGUCAGAUAAGGUACAAACAAGCACAAGCAGUAGCAGCAAUCAGCAAGUGCUGAAUGGUGGAAGCGCGUCGUUGUCUAAAGCAGGUCGCAACACGCCUACUUCAACGGGUGCGAACAAGGAUCCAGGAGCAAGGAAGUUGGGAGCCAGUACGUCGAGCCCAACUAUGUCUUCGCCGCGUUCUCUAUGGUCACCGAACAGAGGACGACAGGGAAAUACAGCAAGCAUAUUUGUUCAGAGCCCAGAGCCAGAGCCACUGACCAUCGUCACCACAUCGUCUGGAACAGUUCUCAAACAGACCUCGCCUUUAAACGGUCGCGCACGCACUCCAGAGGGUGGCCCUCCAAACAUAUUGGAUCGAGGAGCUGCUGGGGCUACUGCUUACAACUCUGGUACAGGAGCCAGUUCAUCCUUACCUAGAAGUGGAGGUGGGCCUUCACCUGGAGCAGUCCCUGUCGCAGCAGCAAGCCCUAUGUCGAAUUCAACGUUGUCCAGUUCAUUUUUUGAGGAGUCAUCGGUUGAAUCAGAGCCAUUUGAUCCGACUUCUGUUCGUGGGACUUUCUGUGGCUUUACCACCGAGACCAGAAGUAGUGGCCAUCUGGAUCACCUUGUGCGCAUUUUUGACGGCGCAACAACGGAUGAAGACGAAAACUUUCUGCGAAGGGUUGCACGCGAUGACCUAUUGGCUGAGAAGGGGGAUAUUCUUUACCUGGAAAAGAUGAGAGAUUGCUGGUUUCGAGUCUUUCAAGAGGAAGAGCGGCAGAAGAAAGUGGGUGCAGGAAAUGGAACGAUGCAACAGAUCGCUGUAGACGAUGGUCCUCUUGUAACCCUGCUGCAGGAGGUGGAUGACAAUGACUUGGAUGAUGCCGGUGUUGCUGUCGCGAAGAAAACAAAGCGGCCUGAUAGGGAGAUGAUUGAUGUCGACACCCCCACUGGAGGCAACAUCGUGGGUAAUUCUGUUGCUUCGGAAAAUCCAACGCCUCGAGGAAACAUAGAUAAGGAAGGGACGAGAGAGACAAGCGAAACGCCGAAUAGUCGCGCUGAUCCAGACGGAAGGAGAAACAGAGUCGAUGAUUUAGGCUCAAGUCAACUGUCGCAGCCAGACAGGCAGCCCAAAAGUCCAGCUGGUCUCACGCCUUUGUCAGCGGCACGAAACAAGCAAAGCAAGAAAAACACAGCAGAUGCCGAGAAGAAAAAGCAGAAGCCGAUGAUGGGUAUGUUAAUGUUACGUCUACUUCUUCAAUUUCACCCUUCGUUCUUUUUCUUGAUCUCACAGAAAGAAAUUUGUGAUUGAAUUUGCACAUGCACCUUAUUAUCGAAUUUGCACAAGCUUAAAUCCAGCAACGCUCAAAGCACAUAAAGAACAGAGCCGGUUAAUUUUCACUCGUCUUACUUCCUUCGUCCGACACAUGCACCUUGAGACAAAAAACACUAAAACUCAAGGAAACCCUCAGGUGUGUUGCAAUUUGAGUCAUUUCGAAAGCUGAUGUACGAACUAGCGAAGGGGAAAGAGCUGUACGACUUACCGGAGCCGCGACUACGCUCGUUCUGGAUCGAGUUGGACUAUCGAGGACGGAACGCAGUUACCUUUCCUUAUGUUGAGAAAAUUGUGGCUCCUAAAGACCUUGAUGUUGAUGUAAGUGGAACAUGAUGUUGAAGUUAACACGAAAAUUAGCUGAAGAACUUGAUGUCAGUUUCAGUCGAACACUUUAUAUAUAACAUUGACUACACCGCUAAUUAACUUCCUGCGAAGGAACGCGUAGAGUAGGACUUUUGCUGGCAUCCCUGUUGCAGCUCUCAUACUAGCGAGUUCGUCCAGUGGUGGUUGCGGAACCGCGAUGAGUUGGUUUGGCUUGUAGCCAAGACGAAAAACGCUCCCAAGCGAAAGAAUUCGAUCUUGCAUCACAAAGCCGCUGCGUCAGCCAUAGAGGAAUACGGUGUAGACAGUAAGAUGACGCAGAAGGAACUCAAUCAGGGCCUGCAGAAAUACCUGGAGAUGACUAGCUCCUCACGAAGAACGCAUGCUGUGGCUAGUCAGGAAGACCUCCUGAAAAUGCAGAAGGCUCCGAGAUGAAGUGAAUAGAUAGUAGUUGUCACCUGUUGCUUUUUGUGGUCGUGGUUGACUCGUGUACCGCAAGUGCAUGACAUACGCAUCUGGUCGGAGGAAGCGAAGUUAUAAUCAUUGAAUUGAUUGCGUAGACGAGGCCG
Molecule: messenger RNA, 3652 nt
Organism: Amoebophrya sp. A25
Lineage: Eukaryota; Dinophyceae; Syndiniales; Amoebophryaceae
Source: the annotation of a GenBank genome assembly